Malassezia sympodialis ATCC 42132 is the source of this 549-nucleotide messenger RNA. RefSeq lists its product as uncharacterized. Gene Ontology annotation, biological process: mitochondrial translation. Gene Ontology annotation, molecular function: structural constituent of ribosome; small ribosomal subunit rRNA binding. Bases 1 to 549 code for a protein of 182 amino acids. The transcript is spliced from 2 exons. The record is from RefSeq and is a predicted model, not a curated record. Gene Ontology annotation, cellular component: mitochondrial small ribosomal subunit; ribosome. Lineage: Eukaryota; Fungi; Basidiomycota; Malasseziomycetes; Malasseziales; Malasseziaceae.
AUGCGCGCAUCAGCUGCUCCCCUGUCGCAGCAGUUGAUGUGUUUGCGGAUGAAUAGCACGAAAGGGCCGAACAAGGCAGAUGAUACAUCCGCACAGAAGAAGCUCGAUGAGUUGGCCGACUUUCUCGAGAGCCAGCCGCAGGAAAAGACACGGCCUAUGCGCGCGCCGCGCGCCAAGUUGGACCAGUCACAACCUGAGUCGUUCCGCGGACCGACGAAGACGCUGAAUCCGGACAAUAUGCGUUCACAACCACGUCGGAAGGCUCUGCCUCUGCUUGGCCCCUCGAAGCGCGAGGCUAUGAAGACGGAUCCUUUUCAUAUUCUGGCGAUCAACCCGUCCAAGCCGUCGCUGGCGGACGACUCGUACAAAAACGGCGCCAUCUUGUCGAACUUUGUGUCGGAGAUGGGCAAAAUCCUGCCCCGCAAUGUGACGGGACUCACCCGUAAAAGCCAGCGCUACGUGGGUAAGGCGAUCCGCCGAGCACGCGCGAUGGGCAUCCUGCCCGUACUUAGUCGGGGGCAGGGUCGUGGCGGCGCUGGCUGGAGAUAG